Molecule: messenger RNA, 2904 nt
Organism: Exaiptasia diaphana
Lineage: Eukaryota; Metazoa; Cnidaria; Anthozoa; Actiniaria; Aiptasiidae
Product: phosphoenolpyruvate carboxykinase, cytosolic [GTP]
Exons: 7
Coding region: 99-2033 (644 amino acids)
Biological process (GO): cellular response to glucose stimulus; gluconeogenesis; response to starvation
Cellular component (GO): cytosol
Molecular function (GO): GTP binding; manganese ion binding; phosphoenolpyruvate carboxykinase (GTP) activity
Source: RefSeq, a predicted model, not a curated record
CUCGUUUCGUCAUUGCUUCUGGAAGACGUACAAACUGUCACGAUUUCUUCUACUUAUCAUUGUACAUAUUUAGUAUUUAUUUCUUGUAGUUAGUUAGGAUGUCAUUGAUCUCGGUGCUCACAAGACUACCGAAGUCUUCAACAAGAGCCUUAACAUUUAGAUAUCGUUUGACUCUGAGAGCAAUGUCUUCGCUUCCGCCAGUCGUUAAAGGAGAUUUCAACGCUUUGCCGAAGAAGGUUCAAGCCUUCGUCGAAGAGAACGCCAAGUUGUGCACUCCUAAGAAUAUCCACAUAUGUGAUGGCACAAAAGAAGAGAAUGAGAAACUCGUAGACCUGUUAGUGAAGGCUGGGACUUGUUCUCCACUUGCAAAGCAUGACAAUUGCUACGUAGCCAGAACUGACCCUAAGGAUGUUGCUCGAGUUGAAGGCAAGACAUUUAUUUGCACCGAGGAUCGAUACGAAGCUGUGCCUCAUGUGAAAGAAGGCGUUGAAGGCAAGUUGGGACGUUGGCUAUCUAUGGACGAAGUCAAAACUAAACUAGAUGAACGYUUUCCUGGCUCUAUGAAAGGCCGUACCAUGUAUGUCAUUCCAUUCAGCAUGGGRCCAAUAGGAUCCAAAGUGUCCAAGAUCGGAAUUGAACUGACUGAUUCACCRUAYGUYGUGUGCUGUAUGAAGAUCAUGACACGCAUGGGAGCCACAGUAUUGAAUGCUCUUGGCGAAGGGGAGUUUGUAAGGGGUCUUCAUUCAAUUGGUUUACCUGAUGAUGGGGUCAAWAAGCCAGAGGUUYCUUACUGGCCAUGUAAUCCUGAAAAGACCAUCAUCACACACUUUCCAAAGACUCGUGAAAUCAAGUCGUUUGGUAGUGGCUAUGGAGGGAAUUCCUUGYUGGGCAAGAAAUGCUUUGCUUUGAGAAUUGCAGGGGUGAUUGCCAGGGAUGAAGGAUGGUUAGCUGAACACAUGAUGAUAAUGGGACUGACAAAYCCACAGGGCGAAAAGAAAUUCAUUGCUGCUGCUUUCCCUAGUGCUUGUGGCAAGACAAACUUAGCCAUGUUGCAGCCAACAAUUCCUGGCUGGAAAGUAGAGUGUGUAGGAGAUGACAUUGCUUGGAUGUGGUUCGAUGACCAUGGUCAACUCCGCGCUAUUAAUCCAGAAAGUGGCUUCUUUGGAGUUGCACCAGGCACGUCUCGAUUGACGAACCCCAAUGCCAUGAAGACCUUUGAAAAGGACACCGUCUUUACAAAUGUUGCUGAAACCAGUGAUGGAGACUUCUGGUGGGAAGGACUUGAUCCUCCAGCUAAAGGUAUCACAAUCAAAUCAUGGCUCAAUGAAGAAAACUGGGAUCCAGCCUCUGGCCGCAAAGCUGCCCACCCCAACUCAAGAUUCUGUGCCCCAAGUGACCACUGCCCCAUCAUGGACAAAGACUGGGAGAACCCUGCUGGUGUACCAAUAAGUGCAAUUUUGUUUGGUGGACGUCGCCCAACAGGGGUACCACUGAUCUAUCAAUCAUUCAACUGGCAGCAUGGCGUGUUUGUUGCUUCUUCAUUAUCCUCUGAAACCACAGCGGCUGCUGAGUUUAAGGGCAAGAACAUUAUGAGGGAUCCCUUUGCCAUGAGACCAUUCUUUGGGUACAACUUUGGCAAGUACUUGGAGCACUGGCUAGAAAUGGACAAAGCACCACACAAGGUUCCCCCGAUUUUCCAUGUUAACUGGUUUCGUGUUGAUGAACAUGGCAACUUUUUAUGGCCAGGCUUUGGCGAGAACAGUCGAGUUCUUGAGUGGGUAUUUAGACGUGCAAAYAACGAGGACAUUGCUGAUGUAACCCCAGUGGGCUUUGUUCCAAAGAAAGGUGAAAUCAAUGUUGAUGGACUUGAGUGGGAAGACGGUCAAUGGGAUGAGCUCUUUUCCCUUCCCAAGGACUACUGGUUGAGUGAAUGUGACAACCUACGCAAAUAUUUUGAAGAUCAAGUUGGAAGCGACUUACCGAAAGCAAUUUCAGAUGAGCUUGAUGCCUUGGUAAAACGAUUGAAGGCUUGAAAGGAUGACUUUGUCAAAAAGAACUAAAAACUUUAAUGUUUUUGCCCGAAAGGAUAUGAUAAAAAUUUGAUAAAGUGUAAACUGUUUUAAAGAAGGUACAUUUGUUAUUACAUCUUGGGUGAUAAACAGUAUAGCAAUGAGGUAACAAUAAUGUAUAAUUAUAAUCCCUGAUGUACGUAGUGAAUAAUCCAGUUUAUAAAGCUAUCUACCUUUGUGACAGAACUUUCUAGAUUGCAAGAUGUUCCAUUAGAGUGAAGUCAAAAAAUAUCUUUUCAACAGAAGUUAGAUUUAUCAAACUUGAAUUAUCUAAUUCUAUUGUUUUCCUUUUAUAUUAAUCAUAGUAUGUUAUUUUAUUCCGCUUUAUAAGUUAAAUGUCUUCACAGGAGUCAAAUACUUUUGUUGCUAUUAGAUAUUUCUAAAUAUUUAUCAAUUUUCCUCUUUCAUUUCAUCAGAGUAGUCCAACCUGUGAAACAUACUUGAUUACUUUGGUUCUUUGGUUGUCUGCAUAUUAAUUUAAAAUUCUCAAAACCAGUAGAGCUUAUUUUUCAAACUUGUUAAAACAGAUAUCAAUGUUUUUCAUUUUUUAUGUUUUGUGGUGUGGAUACUAUAUCAGAUAAAUAUGUUCCGGGUUUAGUAAUUAAURCUGUAUCUCAACUAUGAUGGAUAAUGAACUUUGGUUCAAUUAGGAAGAGUCGCAUUCCCCUGUGCACCUCGCUCUUAAAAUCACAUAGCUUGUUGCACCAAAGAUGACAGUUCAACUUCUUUGUUUUUAUGUUUGAAAAGCUGUCUACUGGUUUUGAUAAUACUAUUGAUCAUUAUAGAAAUUAUUACACCCUUUUUCGCAAGGUGAUAAAGCUCUAGUCAAUUAUUA